Molecule: messenger RNA, 1883 nt
Organism: Rhizophagus irregularis DAOM 181602=DAOM 197198
Lineage: Eukaryota; Fungi; Glomeromycota; Glomeromycetes; Glomerales; Glomeraceae
Molecular function (GO): protein binding
Source: RefSeq, a predicted model, not a curated record
AAAAAAAUAAAAAAUUUAAAAAAAAAAAAUGGAUACAAAAUUUCACGACGAUCUUGCACAAGAUCUUUCGUUAAUGUUAAAUAAUUCAGAUGAUUAUAAUGUAAUUAUUCAAGUUGGAGAAAAUCAUAAUAUGAAAGAAUUUCGUAUCCAUUCAAAUAUCUUGAGAGCUCGUUCACCUUAUUUCAAGAAUGCACUUUCUACACUUUCGGGUAGGUCUUCUAAAAGGAAGACUGAUAAUUCUAAAAGAAAUGACAUUAUUGAAUUUAAAAAACCAAAUAUUAACCCUAAUUCUUUCGAAUUAAUUCUCAAGUACAUUUAUACGGGUGAAGUAGAUUUAUCUAAACAACCAGGCGAAGAUAUUCUUGGAGUUUUGGUUGCAUCAGAUGAACUUCAACUCGGAAAAUUAUUUGAUCACGUUCAAGAUCAUUUAAUUGAAAAACAAUCAGUCUGGGUUAAACAAAAUUAUGUUCUUGUUCUUCAUACAAUUUUCAAAUUAUCUAAUUGUAAAAAAUUGCAGGAUCAUUGUAUUAAAUCUAUCUGUGCAGACCCAAAACCAUUUAUUACUUCAGAAAAUUUUCCAUCUCUUGAUAGGGAUAUUGUGUAUGAAUUACUUAAACGUGACGAUUUACAAAUUGAAGAAGCUGUUGCUUGGGAUCAUUUGAUUAAAUGGGGUAUCGAACAAACUCCUGGCUUAGGAAGUAAGAAUAACGAUAGAGCUAAAUGGAGCGACAGUAAUUAUAAAGCGUUAAAAAGAACGUUAAGUCAUUUUAUUCCUCUAAUUCGAUUUGUGGAAAUUUCUCCUGCUGAUUUUUAUGAUAAAGUUCGUCCCUAUAAAGCUGUUAUCCCUGAAUAUAUUUAUGAAGAUAUUACUGAAUUCUAUUAUAAAAAUACUUUACCAGAAGCCACUAUUUUACCGCCACGAAAUGCUAAGGUCCGAAUUGAAUCAAAGCUUAUUAAACUAAAUCUUGCCGGUAUAAUUGCUGGCUGGAUCGAAAGAAGAAAUGAAAAAGAAUUAUCACACAAGUACAAUUUUGAUCCUCUUUAUCGUAGUAGCCAGGAUGGGGUUAAUACUAACACAUUUCGAACUAAAUGUAAUAAUCAAGGUCCAUGUUUAGUAUUAGUCAAACAUCAACAAUCAGCAAAGAUUUAUGGAGGUUACAAUCCACUUGGAUUUAUGGGUUACGGUGGACAAUGGUGUAAUACAACUGAAAGUUUUAUAUUUUCUUUUGAAAAUGGCAGAGAUAUUCAAAACAUGAAAAUAAGUCGUGUAAAUAAUGGCUAUAAUAAUUAUGCAAUAUACGAGGAUUACAAUCAGGGAUUUAACUUUGGUAACGUAUUUUAUAUGAAUAGUGAUCAAAUAUAUUUUAAUAAUAAUGGCUAUUAUGAUGGUAACAUUAAUAAUGUUGGAAGUCCAUACCUAAAUAUUAAUUUUGUUCCGGAGGAAAUUGAAGUCUUUAAAAUAACUACUUCGUGAUUCAAUUAAUUAAAUAUAGUCAAAAAAUAACUAUAUUAUAAUUUGUCCAUAACAAAAGAGUAUUUUCCCACAUGUACUGUAAUUACAUACAGUAAAUGACAUAUUUCACAUACUUCACAUACAAAGCAUUCUCUUAUUCAUGAUAAUCAUAAAUAAUACAGUGUGUUUAACUAUAAACGAUCAUUUUGUGGGAAGAUUACUAUCGUAACGUCUAAUUAUGUAAUUAUUUCAUCAUAUGAUAUAUGUUGCUAAAUUUUCUCAUGAUUAUGAACAAUUAAAAUUUACCUCAAUAUGACGUCAAUAAAAUGAGGAGCGUGUGAUAAUUUAUUAGAACAUUCUUUUUGAUCUUCUUAAUUCAGAAAUUUUAAUCAAUUUAAUCAAUAUUUUUGUAUAUUUAUAUCAAAAAAAA